GUCAAUGUCGAUCAAGGUCCCAAUGCAACGAAGAUCUAUGUGCAUAAAAGCGUCCUCUGCGCGAGUUCCGAAUUCUUCAAAGCCAAAGCGAGGCGGGUAUGGUCCAAAGGCGAAGCGACUGUUGAUCUCCCUCACGUCUCCCAGCAUGCAUUCAUGCUCUACGCUAAUUGGGCGUACUCUGGUAAAGUUAAUGAAACCAGCGUCCCAGACCAAGCCGACUGGGAAAUACUGGCAGAGGCAGCGGCUCUUGGCCAGCAGCUCAUGGAUAGUGCGUUUAAACAUUCCGUAAUGGAUACGAUG
Molecule: messenger RNA, 300 nt
Organism: Sphaerulina musiva SO2202
Lineage: Eukaryota; Fungi; Ascomycota; Dothideomycetes; Mycosphaerellales; Mycosphaerellaceae
Exons: 2
Molecular function (GO): protein binding
Source: RefSeq, a predicted model, not a curated record